Scophthalmus maximus (turbot) is the source of this 3410-nucleotide messenger RNA. RefSeq names its product interferon alpha/beta receptor 2. Gene Ontology annotation, molecular function: protein binding. Lineage: Eukaryota; Metazoa; Chordata; Actinopteri; Pleuronectiformes; Scophthalmidae. The record is from RefSeq and is a predicted model, not a curated record. Bases 261 to 1724 code for a protein of 487 amino acids. The transcript is spliced from 8 exons.
GUAAAGGCAGCACGAGCAGUCGUUGUAGACUUUUACGUUACGUUUGUCCGUCAGUGGUGAGACCUGUCUGUAGCCGAGAUGGAUAAACAUGGAUUCUCUUGUCAGGAAAGGUAGCUGUGAUAUCAAACACAGAAUUGCAUGUUACAAACGCUGGGGUUAACAUGGAAAGUGAGGGCAGCAGUGGCGUCAAAGUCUGCAGAGGUGUGAUGGAGCCUUGAGGAACCAAGGGCAGUGCUGGUAUCAGAUCUGGUCUGCUUGUCAUGACUGCUCUCAUUUGGAUGCUCACAUUGCUGCCUCAGGUCCUGUCAGCUAUGAAUGAACUGCCACCGCCUGUAAACCCUACCGUGAUCCCCAGCCAUUUCAGUCAUAUUUUGAAGUGGCAGCCAGGACCAGGGACCCCAGCUGGAGUGCACUACCAUGUCGCCAUUACCACAACAAAGGGAACAUCCUGGGUGCCAGUGGCUGGCUGUGAGCAUGUCCAGUACCCUCUGGUAUGCAACCUCACAGGUGCUUUCUACAACCCAAGAGAGUUUUACUUUGCCCAGGUUAUAACAAUGCAGGAAGGACAGGCCUCAGAACCGUUGAUCCACCCAGCAUUUAUACCCAUCAAAGACACUCAGUUGGACCUGCCAGUGCUGACUGUGACACCCUGUGGCAGGGAUCUUUGUGUAGACCUUCAUCCUCCCAUGGAACACCGAAGGGAGAUCUAUGACACUCUAAGUUACAAACUUAAGAUCAAGAGCAACAAUGCAGACAGAGCCAUGUUCUUCAAGGCCAUCAAAUCUCUGGGAACACAGAUUUUGGAGGAUCUAGCCCCUGGCAGACAGUACUGUGUCUCAGUCUGCAUCACAGAUAGCCUUGAGUCCAAGGAGUCCAACUACAGUCAACCUGUAUGUGUUUUCACCUCUAGCAUCUAUACUGCAGACCAGUGGCUCUCAGCUGUAUUCUGUUCAUUGCUAAUGUUGGGUGUGGUCGUCGUGGCCCUGCUGGUGUUCACUGGAUUUAUCUGUCUGAAAAGGAGGCCACUACCACUGGUCCUGACAUCCAUCCAUCACGAAGACGGGGUUCUGGUCAUUGCUCCUUGCAGCAUGUCCUUGUCUUCCCUUUUCAAUGUUGAACCAAUACUCCCCUCUUCAGGUGAAAAGAGAAGCAACCAGUCAGCAGAUGAGAGCGAAGGGGAAAGUGUCACCACUGAUGGGUGUAGAGGAGAGUAUGAACUGCGGGUGGGCACUAACCUCCUGUCUUCCCCCUCUUCAUCAUCUUUGUCAGCCUUUUUCUCUGAACCACAGCCAAACUUCUCAUCAAACCAAACAUCAGACUUCAGUCCACAGUCUGAAGUCUCACUUUCAAAAGAGACACAUUCCAGUGCUGGGCUGAACCACACAAUGAGCACAGACACAGACAGUUUGACUGUUGGAAUAAUUGAGACAGAUAAGGUUGAGAAGGAGGUAGUGGGACAUAUGGACAAUCAGGAUGUGAACCUCCUCACAUUAACCUUCGGCAGGCACAGAGAGGAACGGGAGGAGUUGGAAUCAAAUAUUGACCUGGCAGAGUUAGAGCCAGAGUCUCAAUCUGCCUCAGAGGAGUACAACAUCACUCCAACUCAACUCUCAUGGUGUACUAAGAAAGUUGCCAUAGAAAAAGUUUCCUGCUCUGGUGACGAAGAAGAGGAAGAGGAGCACUCUGGAUAUAUGGGGCAUCCAAGUACAGAUUUCCUUAUUUGACAUAUUUUCAGAAUGUCAUAAUGUGUUAAAACCUGUUUCUAGCAUUGGUCUAAAUUUAUUUCAAUGAUACGAAACACUGACAACUGAUAUUUUGAUGGGUAAUUCUCAUUUCAAGAUGGGUGUGCUGCACUUACAUUGAGCUAAGCCCGUACCAACCAAUACAGUUUGAUAUGAGUUUUGUUUUCCAACAGUUUAAGUCCUGCAAACAGUAACUGCUUCAUAUUAUUUCCAAUAAAAAUACUUUUUUUUUUCAUGUCAAUCAUCUAAUACAAGUAGAACAAUGAUGCCUAAUUGGGCUAGAUCCAGUAGAACCAACCAAUUUUGUCUGAGGUGACAAGCGACUUCAAUGAACUGAUGAGAUUUGUCAAAUUUCUCUUAUAUCUCUGCUGAGAAAGUAAUGUUUUCACCCCUGUUUUUUUUUUGGAGGGGGGGGGGGUUCCAGUAGUUUAGUAGACGCAAAAAAAAUACAGAUUGCUUCGUAAUUUGGUGGAAAGAUGGGACAUGGUCCAAGAAAGAACCAAUAAAAUUGUGGUGCUGAGUGUUUGUUUGUUUUUUUGGGGGUUUUUUUGUACAUGUUCACCCUUUUCCCAGGGAAUGAUGCAUGUAACUUGUUGGGGGAAAAACAUGUGGUGUUGUUUGUGUAAAUAUCGGGGGACUGACGUGGCUCUACUGAGUACCAUUGUGGUUUGUGCAGUAAAGAGAGUUUGCUGAAUCUGACUUGAAACACUUUAGGAAGUUUAGGAUAAGAGUUUAAAACGUUGCUCCAUAUAGUUUAUUUUAUCAUAUUUCAGACAGCUGAGUUACCUCUCACAAUCUAAACGGAAUAAUUUGUAAAGCCAGAUGAAUAUACACCACAGCCCAUGAGACUGAUGGUGAAAAUGUACAGUAUACACUUACGGUGGUUUAAUCAGCAGCUGGAUGGCUUUGUAAGGGAAUACUUUUCUAUAAUGCAAGGAUUUCAGCCCUGCAAUGUGAAAGCUCAAGGGAAUUGGGGUUUGCUGUAGAAUUUGCUAUAGAUUUCAUGUAAAUGCACUCAAAAAACACCAGCGUCAAUGUUCUUUGCAUCCUUGGAUGGCUUUUACAGUUUGCUUGUGCAGUUUUUGUUUUGUUGUGUUUAGAGUCCGACCGAUAUUGGAUUUUACCGAUGACGAUAUUACAGAGAAAAAAGAGUGAGGAAACAUUUGACUUUUUAGCAUUUAAGCUGAAGGAUGUUAGGUGCACAACAUUUAUUCAGCUGUAUUGUUCUGAAUAUUACUGAUGAUGUUUACCAGUGCAAAAUCAUUUCAAAAUGGGAUUUUAUCUUCAAGCAUUGUCCUUUGACAUGCACCAGAUAUUGAAUUUGUGAAAAAGUUUAGUAAAUGGGAAUAGUUUGCAAAAAAGGUCCUCAUGUUGUAACUGUGAGCUGCUUAAUUUAUAAUUUUGUUGUCACAUUUGUCAUUUUUUAUACUCUGGUCUAUUUUGAAUUAAUUAAUUAUAUAGUCAACGAUCAUACACAUUGCAGCAGGAUAGUUAGGUUAUACAUGUAUAAUUAGAAUUUUAACUCCGUGCCAAGAUAGUCAAAGUGUCCUGUUAUUCAGUCUGCAGCUGUAGACACGUAUAGUAUGUUUCACAAUAAUAAUAAAAAUGUAGCUGGUAAAUGUUGCUCUGUCAGUUGAAUUAUUGCAUUAAAAGCAGGUGCACAUCUUC